AUGAAGACUGAUUUCCAGUUCUCCAACUUGCUGGGCACCGUCUAUAGCAGAGGCAAUCUACUCUUCACGUCCGAUGGCACCUGUCUGCUGUCGCCCGUAGGCAACCGCGUCACCGUCUUCGACCUGUUCAACUCCAAGUCAUACACUCUCCCCUUUGCACAUCGCAGAAACAUUGCCCGUCUGGCCCUCAAUCCGCAGGGUAACCUGCUCCUCUCCGUCGACCAAGACGGCCGCGCCAUCCUCACCAACCUCGCCCGCCGCAUCGUCCUCUACCACUUCUCUCUCCGAGCCGAGGUCACGGCACUGUCCUUUGCGCCCUCGGGUCGUCACUUCGCCGUCGGACUGGGGCGUCAGAUCGAAGUCUGGCAUACGCCGUCGACGCCCGAUGUCACCCAAGGUGAGCUGGAAUUCGCGCCCUUCGUGCGACAUCGCAUUUACACGGGCCACUACGAUGCUGUGCAGGGCUUAGAGUGGUCCGCUGACUCGCGAUUCUUUCUCAGCGCCUCCAAAGAUAUGACGGCGCGGAUAUGGAGCGUCAGCCAAGACGAGAGCCUCGCGCAAACCACUCUCAGCGGACACAGGCAGGCCAUUGUGGGCGCCUGGUUCUCCAAAGAUCAAGAGACCAUCUACACCGUCAGCAAGGAUGGUGCCCUUUUCAUUUGGAAGUAUAUGCUGCGCUACGAUGCGCCCGACGACGCCGAUGAGAACGACGACCAAAACUUGCAGUGGGGCAUCGCCCAACGCCAUUUCUUCAUGCAAAACAACGCUCACGUCACAUGUGCUCAAUUCCAUGCCGAUUCCAACCUGCUGGUCACAGGCUUCUCCCACGGUCUCUUCUUCGUACACGAACUACCCAGCUUCGCCCAGAUCCAAAGUCUCGGCAUUUCGCAAAACGACAUCGACUACAUCGCCAUCAAUAAGACAGGGGAAUGGUUGGCCUUUGGUGCCUCCAAUCUCGGUCAACUGCUGGUGUGGGAAUGGCAGUCCGAGUCGUACGUCUUGAAACAGCAAAGCCACUUUGACUCGAUGAACACAAUCGCAUACUCGCCAGAGGGCCAGCGCAUCAUCACCGCCGCCGACGACGGCAAGGUCAAAGUCUGGGAUGUAAACUCAGGCUUCUGCAUCGUCACCUUCACUGAGCAUAUUGGCGGAGUAACUGCUUGUGAAUUCGCUAAGAGGGGAAACGUGCUCUUUACAGCCAGCCUCGACGGCUCAAUUCGAGCGUGGGAUCUCAUCCGUUACCGCAAUUUCCGCACCUUUACGGCCCCUUCGAGACUGUCUUUCUCAUCUUUGGCAGUAGAUCCUAGCGGAGAGGUCGUAUGCGCAGGCUCCAUUGAUUCUUUCGACAUUCACAUCUGGUCCGUUCAGACCGGGCAGCUUCUCGAUAGACUUGCCGGACACGAAGGUCCAGUGUCGUCGCUAGCAUUCUCACCAGAUGCAGGAACGCUUGUCAGUGGAAGUUGGGACAAGACUGUCCGCAUCUGGAACAUUUUCGCUCGCACACAGACCAGCGAGCCAUUACAGUUGAUGGCUGACGUUCUCUCAGUCGCAUUCCGUCCUGAUUCGAAACAGAUAGCUGUCACCACACUUGACGGGCAAUUGACCUUCUGGUCAGUCUCCGAGGCUGCACAGCAAAACGGCGUGGAUGCACGGCGCGAUGUAUCUGGAGGUCGUAAAAUGUCUGAUCGGCGGACCGCCGCGAAUGUGGCGGGAACCAAGGCCUUCACUUCUGUCAGGUAUAGUGCAGACGGCACUUGUGUGCUUGCUGGCGGCAACAGCAAGUACAUCUGUCUGUAUGAUGCGCAGUCAGGAGUGUUAUUGAAAAAGUUUACAGUCUCGACCAAUCUCUCUCUGGAUGGUACCCAAGAAUUUCUCAAUAGCAAGCUUCUCACUGCUGCAGGCCCACAAGGUCUUAUUGACGAUCAAGGCGAAGCGUCUGAUCUUGAAGAUCGUCGAGAUGCAACACUUCCAGGCGCACAAAGAGGUACUGGUGCAAGACGAACUCGACCUGAAAUUCGCGUCCCGGCUGUGGCCUUCUCUCCUACGGGCCGUGCGUUCUGUGCAGCCUCUACAGAAGGGUUGCUCAUCUAUUCUCUCGAUAAUACCUUCCAAUUCGACCCAUUCGACCUGGACAUCUCCGUUACCCCCUCGACAACUUUGGAGACCCUGGCCCGGAAGGAAUACUUGAAAGCUUUGGUCAUGGCGUUCCGCUUGAAUGAACGCAACCUCAUUCGUCGUGUCUACGAAGCCAUUCCUGUUGCGGAUGUGCCGCUCGUCGUUCAGGACAUUCCCACCAUGUAUCUUGGUCGAUUGUUACGCUUUGUUGCUUUACAAGCAGACGAGUCUCCACAUUUGGAAUUCAAUCUCGUCUGGAUUGAAUCACUGCUCAACAAACAUGGGCGGUGGAUGAAGGAAAACAAGGGCGGGCUAGAAGCAGAAUUACGAAGUGUGGAGAAAGCAGUUCGAAGAAUACAGGCUGAACUUGCAAGGCUGGCCGAUGAAAAUAUCUACAGGAUCGAAUACCUCCUGUCUCAGCCGGUAGAAACGAAGGAAACGACGCUGCAGCUCGACUUUGGCGUUGAAGCGAUAGAGAAAAUCGACCGAGACGGUAUAAUAGACGGUAACGAUGAUAGAGAAGAGGGAGAUUGGCUAGGAUUUGACUAG
This is a messenger RNA of Plenodomus lingam JN3, 2664 nucleotides long. RefSeq lists its product as uncharacterized. Gene Ontology annotation, molecular function: protein binding. Gene Ontology annotation, biological process: ribosomal small subunit assembly; maturation of SSU-rRNA from tricistronic rRNA transcript (SSU-rRNA, 5.8S rRNA, LSU-rRNA). The record is from RefSeq and is a predicted model, not a curated record. Gene Ontology annotation, cellular component: Pwp2p-containing subcomplex of 90S preribosome; small-subunit processome. NCBI's taxonomy places the organism in Eukaryota, Fungi, Ascomycota, Dothideomycetes, Pleosporales, Leptosphaeriaceae.